This is a messenger RNA of Glycine soja, 1349 nucleotides long. RefSeq lists its product as uncharacterized. Bases 1 to 837 code for a protein of 278 amino acids. NCBI's taxonomy places the organism in Eukaryota, Viridiplantae, Streptophyta, Magnoliopsida, Fabales, Fabaceae. The record is from RefSeq and is a predicted model, not a curated record. The transcript has 5 exons.
AUGACUGCUCUGAAGGAGUUAACCUUAACAUCUGUUCCAAACCUGGAAUCCUUGCCUGACUGCUUUUUCCCUUGCUUCAUCGGUUGCCUAUUUACUGCGGGAAGCGGUGUGAGAAGGAAACGAGGGAGAGGAUUGGCCAAAAAUAGCUCACAUUCCCCAUAUUUUUUGUGCCAAGGAGUUAAGGUCAAUAUUGUGUUUGCUGUAGAGGACCUUCAUGUUGUAGAAUUGUCCUCUUCUCAUGAGCCAUCAGAACCUACUGGAGCUAAUAAGGAUAUUGGAACUAGCGAACUUACUCCAGAAGUUAGUUCCAAUCUAGAACAUCUUGACAGAAUCGAAUUAGAUUCUGAAGUUGGUAAAGAUACUGCUCCUGCCGCUAAAACUGGAGAAAAAAAGAAGAAAAAUGAUGACCAAAGCCACAGUGGAUCCUCUCCAACAAAAAGUAAUGUUGAUCUUGGCAAACAUAAUGUCGAAAAAGAGAUGACUAUGGAUGAAGUUAACUCUACAGAUCAGACUCUAGGAGGGAACGAGGAAAAUGAGAACUCCGCAAAGGAAGAUGACAAAGCAGAAAAUGACCAAGAGGAAGAGGCAAAGAACAAAAUGAAGAGCUCGAAAAAGAAGAAAGGGAAAGGAAUGAGAGAAAAACAAAUGAUCCUACAACAGCUGAUGUUCCUACUCAAGAAAAGGGAGUUUCGACUAAGGAAACAAGGACCAUCAAACCUGCCAGCAACAUUGAUUUUGAGAAAGCUGUUAAGAACUCCAGAAAAAUGGCUUUUGAGGAAUGUUUUGAAGUUUCUCUCUCAAAGCCUGAAUACAAGACGAAGAUUAACAAGGCUGUAGAAGCAUUCAGCAAGUCUUAAAACCUUGUCAGCGAAGAACUUCACGAAGAAAUGAAGGCAUUCCUUGAGAUUUUUUAACAAUGCUUAUGAAGAAAUCAAAGCCUCCGCAAAAGAAGAUAGGGAGAAAUUGGCGACUGCCAGAAAUGAAUGCAAAAAGUUGAAAGAGUUGGUCAUUCAGUAUGAAGCUCCUCUAACCCAAGCAGAAAAAUCUAAAGAGGAGUUAGAAAACAACUUGGAGAUAUUCCAUCUGCGAAGGAAUCAAAUAUAAAACAACAACAAUAAUUCUAUUUUUCUUCUGCCAAAUAUGUUGCAGUUGCAGGUAUCUUCAAGUGUCGUCGUCAGGCCUAACAUAACUGAUGUUAACCAUAUCAAUAUAUUUACAAAGAGAUUGCCGCGCAUUUUCUAGAAUCGGUUCAUAUAUAGCCACUGUUAGGUAGACUAUGUAGAAUGUCUUUAAAAAAAACAAAGUGGACGAUGAUUUUUUAGAAGUGCAAACAUUUUUUUUGUGUGUCA